AUGGCGCAAUCGCCCGUGACCCCCGUAGGCUCAAGUCUAGGACUUGGGGACGAUAAAAGCUUUUCAAAGGCCGGAGUCUCAAGCGAUCCAGGCGAUGGCGAGGUCAGCGACCGUCUUGACGUUGACGCCAGCCAUAGCGAGGAUGGCGACCACUCUAACGGACUGUACGCCCAUCGCGAGAUUUCCUUGACCGCAGAGGAAAGGAAAGCCGAAAAGAGGUUCCUUCUCAAGAUUGACUUUAUUAUCUUACCUUUGAUUGCAUCCAUUUACUUUCUCGCUGCGCUGGACCGAAGCGAUGUUGGCAAUGCGGCCGUGGCCGGCAUGACAGCCGAUCUGAACUUGACCGCCGCAGAGCUCAGUUUCUGCGUGGCCUUCUUCUACAUUGGUUUCUUGGCCUUCCAGCUUCCCGGCUCCAUCAUGGUCAGGCUGUUGACGCCCCCUAUCCAACUGGGCACUGCAUUGGUCAUCUGGGGCGGUGCCACCGCCAUCAUGACAGAAGCAAAUAACUGGCAAACCAUCGCCGGUCUCCGCAUAGUAGUCGGUUGCUUCGAAGCAUUCAUCCAAGGCGCCCCGCUGUACCUUACUUUCUGGUACAAGCCCCACGAGCUCGCCACCCGCGGUGCAAUCUUCAUGUCCAUGACGAGCCUGGCCGGGAGCAUGAAUGGCUUGAUAGCGUAUUCCAUUCAGACGACCAUGGAGGGUGCCCACGGUCGGAGGGCCUGGCGGUGGAUUUUCCUUAUCGAGGGUGUGGCGUCUGUUGGGUUUGGGGUGCUCAUCUUUUUCAUCCUGCCCAACACGCCGGAGAAGGUGAAGAGGUGGUUUACCGAGGAGGAGAAGAAGAUUGCGCUGAGGAGGACGAAGGAGGCGUAUAAUAUCCCAAACACGAAGAUUAGUUUGGGGCAGCUGAAGGCGACGGUUAGGGAUCCGAAGACGUGGUUUUAUUGUGUCAUCAACCUCGCCGCUGCCAUCAGUCAAGCAGCAUGGGGCCAGUUCUUGCCUGUGCUACUCAACCUCAACGGGUACACCCCCAACGAAGCCCAAAUCAUGUCCAUUCCUGUCUAUGUCUGCGCAGGAGUGUCGGCGAUUGCGUGCGGGUACCUUUCCGAUCGCUUCCGCAUGAGAGGAAUCUUUGUUAUCGUCGGGCUACUCGUUGCCGCGGCAGGAUGGCUUGUUCUCAUCCUCAGCAAGAACCAACAGCUCUCCUACGCGGGCACAUACUUUGUCGGCAUUGGGUCGUCACCAUGUGUGAUUGUUAUGUUGGCAUGGAUGAAUAACAAUGUCCUGGGCUACACGAAGAAGUACACCCCCUCGCGACCCCCUUUUCGGAGACAGUCACUAACAUGA
Podospora anserina S mat+ is the source of this 1344-nucleotide messenger RNA. RefSeq lists its product as uncharacterized. NCBI's taxonomy places the organism in Eukaryota, Fungi, Ascomycota, Sordariomycetes, Sordariales, Podosporaceae. The transcript is spliced from 3 exons. The record is from RefSeq and is a predicted model, not a curated record. Gene Ontology annotation, cellular component: membrane. Gene Ontology annotation, molecular function: transmembrane transporter activity. Gene Ontology annotation, biological process: transmembrane transport. The coding region runs from base 1 to 1344 and encodes 447 amino acids.